Molecule: messenger RNA, 867 nt
Organism: Bradysia coprophila
Lineage: Eukaryota; Metazoa; Arthropoda; Insecta; Diptera; Sciaridae
Product: phosphoglycerate kinase pseudogene
Source: RefSeq, a predicted model, not a curated record
AUGGCGAUCAAUGUGAACGUGUUGCAAAAAGAAAGUUUUGUUCAUUGUAUUUUGUCGCCGAGGAAUGCUCAAAAUAGAAAAAAAUGUGCCUUUACAUUCCUGAAAAUAAUGAAAGGAACGAAAAUCGGUGGAUCGGUGUUUGAUGAGGAUGUCGCAAAAGUUAUUCAGGAUUUGGUUGACAAAGCCAAGAACAACGUUCGAUUACAUUUGCCCGUUGACUUUGUGACUGGUGACAAAUUUGCCGAGAACGCAACCGUUGGUAACGCUACAGUGGAAGAAGGCAUUCCGACUGGAUGGAUGGGUUUAGACAUUGGUCCAAUUUCAAUAGAACUUUUUGCAGCUCCGGUAUUGCGAGCUAGACUUACCGUUUGGAAUGGACCGCCUGGAGUGUUUGAAUUUCCAAAUUUUGCCAAUGGAACCAAAAGCCUAAUGGAUGAAAUUGUAUCCGCAACAAAAGGCGGAUGCGUCACGAUCAUUUGUGGUGAUGAUACUGCUUUGUGUUGUGCGAAGUGUAACACUGAACCAUUUGUCUCGCACGUUUCGACCGGAGGUGGUGCUUCGUUGGAACUGUUGGAGGGGAAAAUAUUGCCAGGAGUUGCUGCUCUGACCGAUAAAGUGUCACAACCGUCGCAAGUCCUAGCUCCUCUGGAUGUAAUCAAAACCGCUCUUAACGUACACAACGGUUGUGAAGCAGAGAUGAUUGACUUAAGACAAAAUCUAAUUGAGAGCGAAAGCGACGUCAAUUCAAUCAGUAUUGAGUCUGUCCGACUUGUAAAAGAAGCAAAUUCUAAUCUGGAACGUAUGCAUCAAUUAUGUACAGAUCUGUUAGGAAAGAAUCAACCAUUCAUUCUGAUUAUUCAGCUCUGA